Halichondria panicea is the source of this 1953-nucleotide messenger RNA. RefSeq lists its product as uncharacterized. Bases 246 to 1748 code for a protein of 500 amino acids. The transcript has a single exon. NCBI's taxonomy places the organism in Eukaryota, Metazoa, Porifera, Demospongiae, Suberitida, Halichondriidae. The record is from RefSeq and is a predicted model, not a curated record.
ACCAUCUUGAAAUACACGCGGACACACACCGUGAAAUUGUUUCCAAGGUGAUACGGUCGAUCUAUGUCGAUGAUAUUGUAACAGGUUCACAAUCGGAAGAGCAAGCUUAUCAGUUGUACAGUGAAGCUAAAACCUUGCUGAAGACGGGUGCAUUCAACUUGCGAAAGUUUUACACUAAUGCAACGAGAUUGCAAGCUAAGGUGGACCUCGAGGAGUCGGCACAGCAUCAAGAUGAGCCUAAGCCAAUGGAAACAUAUUCACAGUCCACACUGAGUGGCAAUGGAGAACUUUGCAAUGCUGAGCAAAGAAUUCUUGGAUUGAAGUGGAAUAUCACCUCAGAUCAGAUUAUCUUCUCAUUAGCCGAUUUGGCUGAACAAGCCCGAAGACUGGAGCCCACCAAAAGGAACGUCAUCAGCCUUAUCGGGAGGGUGUAUGACCCAUUAGGAUUCUUGGCCCCAAUUGUAGUGAGAUACAAGGUGUUCAUGCAGUCUUUAUGCAAGGCCAAGAUUGGCUGGGACGAGAAAAUACCGGAGGCCUCGAUAACGCAGUGGAGCAAACUCGUGUUGGCUUUGGAAGAUGCGCAGCCUUUGACAAUUCCUAGAUGCUACCUGGAAGCUGUGCAAGGUGAAGUGCUUUCCUAUCAGCUUUGCGGCUACUGUGAUGCCUCACUGUCAGCGUACGCUGCAGUUAUCUAUUUGUUGAUUGAGACCAAAGACAAGACUCACAUGCGGUUUGUGGUUGCCAAAACGAGAGUGGCACCGUUGAAGAAACAAACUGUACCUAGACUUGAGCUUCUCUCAGCAGUAUUGCUCGCAAGAUUAAUGAACACGACAAAAUUGAGUUUGAACCCAGAGAUUGAGAUAUCCUCUUUUCACUGCUUCAUUGACUCCCAAGUCGCUCUAUGCUGGAUAAGAAAUAUAGGAAAGUCAUGGAAGCCGUUCGUGCAAAACAGAGUGUCAGAAAUUCGAAACCUGUUCCCAGUUGAGUGUUGGAAUCACAUACCAGGCGUUGAAAAUCCUGCUGAUGUGCCCUCAAGGGGAACUACACCUCUCGAAUUAUUGGUGAACAAAUUGUGGCGAGAUGGUCCUAGCAUGCCAUUUAGGUAUUCUGACAAAGCAACCGAUGACGACCUUCCCUCGGAAUGCCUCGAAGAGCUCCCGGCAAGCGAGAAACGAGCCGUACAUGGUCUUUUGACAAUCGAGGAGUCUUCUGUUACGAACCUCAUUCAGGUCAAUAAUUUUAGCGAUAUCAACAAACUUGUCAAUGUUCUCACCUACGUAUUGAAGUUUUCUUCCUAUAUGAAGAGACUCAUAUCUCCUACCACAGUUUGUAAAAAUGAAAGAAUGAUUGCCGAAGUACUCCUAAUAAAGGAAGCACAACUGUUGCUGAGAGAUCACAAGAAUUUCUUAAUGUGGGAGAAGCAGUUGUUCCUUUUCGAAGAUGAACAUGGAGUUUUGAGAAGUCGAGGGAGAAUUGCCAAUGCAACUUUACCAUACUCGACCAAGCACCCUAUUAUUUUGCCGAGUGACCAUCCUCUGACAACAAUGUAUAUCCGUCAAUCUCAUAGUCGAGUGCUACACAACGGUGUAAAGGAGACCCUCACCGAACUCAGGUCACGAUUCUGGGUGAUAAAGGGAAGAAGUGUAGUCAAGCAAGUUCUUCACAGUUGCAACACCUGCAGACGACACGAAGGAAUGUCCUGCCGAGUACCACCACCCCCCCCACCCCCCCCCACUGCCUACUUUUAGAGUUCAAGAAGCACCACCCUUUACGAGCACUGGUGUUGAUUUUGCUGGACCAUUGUACGUCAAGCAUCCUGGUGGAGUGCAAACGAAGGUUUGGAUAGUAUUAUACACUUGUUGUGUUACCAGAGCUAUCCACCUGGACCUUGUGAGUGACAUGUCGGCACCCACAUUCAUACGAAGUUUCAAAAUGUUUAGCGCGAGGAGAGGC